CAGUUGUUGCAGGAGUGCAACAGAAGAUGAUGGAGGAAGAAGAUAACAGCAGCAGCAGUAGCAAAGGCCCAGCAGGCUCAGAAAACCAGAAGGAUGGCUAUUAUCAUUGAUGACGACUGACUGACUAGAGAGAGUGUUUUGUAAGGAAAGCAACCAGUUUUAUUUCGUCCUUAUUUGCAUUUUAGACUGAUAAUAAUUUUCUGGGUAGAUCUAUCUAUCUUUCUCAGAUUUGGAAGCUCCCAGCUGCUGGGAUUUUUUAGUUGAGAAUGGAUUUCUCGGCGGUUUGUUUGGACGGGGUGUUGGGAAUGGGGGGGAGUAAUAACCAGCUUAAGCAUUGCCGGUCGGGCUCUGAGAUGGAUUUGGAGAACACGACGUCAAGGGAUCAAGACUGGAGAAGUGCAGCCAAGAUGGCUCGUACUGAUUCAUACCUUAUGCGGAGUGGUUCUAUGGUGUCUGAUGCUUCGCAUAAUGCUUCUUCUGAGUUGAUGGAGUGUGCAGAGCAGCAGGCUAGUAGGCUAAUGAGAAGUGAUUCUGUUGUUUCUCCUUAUAAUAAGUGUCUUACCAGCUUGCCCUUUGGGGGGUACCAGUAUUCCACGUCCACUAAGCCUGCAGGAAUCCUGCCUAUGGGUGUUUCCAAUGGAGGCAACGGCAUGCAUGGAAUAUUUGGCGGUACACGGAUGAGUCCGUUUACGGCGUCACAGUGGCAGGAGUUGGAGCACCAGGCCUUAAUUUUCAAGUAUAUGAUGGCUGGUAUGGCGGUACCGCCAGAGCUUCUGAUUUCGAUUCGUAAAAAUCACACCUUGAAUAUGUUCUCUACUCUGUCUUCACCAGGUUUAGGAUCCCUCCGCCCCAACUUGGGGUGGGGUUCUUUCCAUUUGGGUUUUGCCAACAAUACGGAUCCAGAGCCGGGAAGAUGCCGCAGAACGGAUGGGAAGAAGUGGCGUUGUUCCAGGGACGCCGUUCCAGACCAGAAGUAUUGUGAACGGCACAUGAACAGAGGCCGUCACCGUUCAAGAAAGCCUGUGGAAGGCCAGACUGCAAAUCAAACUAGCGGCGGCGCCGCCAACACUGGCGGCGCUGCUAACAAUUCCUCCUCUGCAACGACAACAAGUCUGGCUGCUGCUCGUAGCGCUGCAAAUCCUGCUAAUAUCAAUGCUACUAAUAAUAGUAUUAGUAGUAAUAAUAAUAGCAAUGCCAAUUUAUCCUCUCUAGCAAAUUUACGCCAAUCUCAACAACAGCACCACACAGGGCUUAAGCACAAUGCCUUUGCUUCAUCCAUCGAUGCUUCUUCCACUCCCUUCCAAAUUCCGCUCAACGUCGACAGGUAUCUGAACGGGAUAAAAAGUGAGAUAUCUGGGCAGUAUUUUGAGCCCACAAACAGCAGCCUUUUCAACGACAAUACAUGGCGAUCAAGAAUGGUAACGCCCACGGCAAAGACUACAAACAAUCUGAUAAGCUUUGAGACUCGAUCUCUAGUGGAGGAGGCCCCAGACUUCGGGCUGGGCCAGAUGAAUCUCCUCCCUCUGACAAACCAACGUAACGAAUCCCAACAGCAAAGGCCCGCGGGCAUACGGCACUUCUUUGACGACUGGCCCACCACCACCACCGCCGCCGCCGCCACUACAAGAGACCACCGCUCAGCCGCUCUAUCAUGGUCAGACAUGGAGCACUUGCGCACCGCCGCCGCCGCCGCCUCCACCACCACCUCCACCUCCUCUGCCACUCAGCUCUCCAUUUCCAUUCCCUCUGAUUUCUCCUCCCCUACAUCCCCAAAUAACAAGCUAACUCUCUCACCUCUCAAGCUCUCAACAGCCCGCUCAGAAGACCCAUUAGUAAUGGACAUGGGCUUGGGAAUGGGCAUGGGUUUGGGCAUUCACGAAUCCGACCACCAUCAGCGCCACCACCAGCGGCAGCAAAGCCAUCAGCAGCAGCACACAAGCUGGAUUCCAAUAACAUGGGAGAGCCCAGUUGGUGGGCCCCUAGCGGAGGUUCUCAAUUCCACCACCGCCACCCCUAGUGCCAAAAACACUUCCUCCUCUGCGCUUAAUCUCAUGAUCGGUGAUGGGUGGGACUGCAGCAGCAGUAGCCCUGGCCGUGGGGACACUUCACCGACAGGUGUCUUGCAGAAGACUUUUGGUUCCCUGUCUGAUAGCAGUACAGGCAGUAGCCCCCGUGCUCUUAAGGGGGAUUCCGGUGGCCUCUGUGAUAAUCUCAGGACUGUGGCGUUUGUCACUGCACCCGCUCAAAUCUCCACCACUUAAUCAGGAUGUCUACUGGAUUAUUUUAGCCAGUUGCUGUGGUUAGGAUGCUUCAAGUUGCUGUAGUAAAUUGCCAUGGAAGAUCUGAUACCGUGACCUUGUCGUGCAUGCUUAUGUUGCUUAACAACUAAAGCUGAAAAAGAGCAGUUGACACAAUCAGAACCCCACUGCCAAUCACAACGAAAUCUGGUUUUAACUAGAUCAUUCAUGUAUGAUGACCAUCAUGAAAUGAUUUGCUGAUAUACUUGACCUGAAACAGUAAUUGACAGAGUAUUGCUUUCUUUUGACUUGUGAGUUUAUUUAUUUGUAUGAAUUGUUGCCUUGUUAGAAAAGAGAAAAAAAGGAGAAAAAAAGCAGAAAGGAGACUAUGUAUGUUUUGUUAAUGAUCAAUGUCAACUUCUCAGACACAUCUGCUGCUAAAAUUAAGCAUGGCUCUCUGCAAUCUGUGAUAUCAAUGCAGUAACAAAAGCUAUGUUAGAAGUUCUGUAUCUGUCAAAAAGACUAUUUGUGGUACUUUCUUGAUUGAAUGAAUGACAGAUUAAAUGAGAGUCUUUACUCUA
This is a messenger RNA of Cryptomeria japonica (Japanese cedar), 2818 nucleotides long. Its product is annotated as growth-regulating factor 6. The record is from RefSeq and is a predicted model, not a curated record. NCBI's taxonomy places the organism in Eukaryota, Viridiplantae, Streptophyta, Pinopsida, Cupressales, Cupressaceae. The transcript is spliced from 5 exons. Gene Ontology annotation, cellular component: nucleus. Gene Ontology annotation, molecular function: ATP binding. The coding region runs from base 267 to 2261 and encodes 664 amino acids. Gene Ontology annotation, biological process: regulation of DNA-templated transcription; DNA-templated transcription; developmental process.